Geodia barretti is the source of this 2190-nucleotide messenger RNA. The record is from the annotation of a GenBank genome assembly. NCBI's taxonomy places the organism in Eukaryota, Metazoa, Porifera, Demospongiae, Tetractinellida, Geodiidae.
AUGCAACGCAGCACCAACCGAAUCCUCACGACCCACGCCGGCAGGCUUCCCAACCCGAGCAACAUUGACGAAAUAAUGGAGGCCCGUGCCAACAACGAUCAGUCAAGGUUCGAUGCGCUGGUACCAGCCGCCGUUGCCGACCUGGUACGAAAGCAGAGGGAGCUGAAAAACGACAUUCACAGCGACGGAGAGUUCUGGAAAGCCCGCGAUGGCAAGUACUACGACAGCCGGUCGACCGGAAUCGAAAUGCGGCCGGUUGCGGAUGACGCCCCUCCCUCCAUUGUUUUCUUCCAACAAGAGAGGCAGAUGCCUGAAUUCAGAGAUUUCUAUGAGAUCUAUGACGCCAUGGGAAAUGUGCCUGUCCCAGGCGUAACCGCGCAACGUCAGGUAGAACGGGGGACCAUCACCGGGCCCAUGGAGUACCGUGGACAGGAGGCAAUUAAGCACGAGAUCGGACCGGCCAGGGGACUCAUCAACGCCGGGCCUUUGGCCCAGAUCAAAGAGCAGGGCUGCACCGUGGUAACCGGCGGGGGACACGCCAUCGCUGUCUUCUUUCACGACGGCCAGGUUCACGCUGUGGACAACCGUUGUCCCCACAUGGGCUUUCCCCUGGAACGGGGCAGCGUCAGGGACGGAAUCCUUACCUGCCACUGGCACCACGCCCGGUUCGAGCUAUCCAGCGGCGGCACCUUCAACCCCUUUGCCGACGACGUGCGCACGUUUCCGGUGAACGUGGUGGAGGGCGAGGUAUGGAUCGACCCCGCACCUGCUCCCCGCGAUGAGGCAAGGCACUGGCAACGACGACUGCAAGAUGGCAUGGAGCAUAACCUGCGGCUGGUCAUAGCCAAGGCGGUGCUGGGCUUGCAGGCCGCAGGCUCCGAUUACCUGGAGCCGCUGCGAACAGGCACUCGGUUCGGCACCACCUAUUCUGCCGAUGGGUGGGGCGCAGCUAUGACUAUCCUGACCUGCACCGCCAAUAUGAUGCCGCAUCUGCAAGUAGAGGACCGCCCCAGAGCCCUGUAUCAGGGCUUGCUUCACGUCGCCCGGGAAUGUGCAGGCAAGCCUCCCCGCUUCUCGGUAGAACCGUUGCCCACCGCGGAACCCCGCCCGGAGGUUUUCGCUGGAUGGUUCCGAAAUUUCAUAAACGUCAGGGAUGCUGAGGGCGCCGAGCGGUGCCUCAUCACGGCCAUAGAGUGCGGGAUUUCCAGGGAAGACAUUGCCAGCAUGAUGUUCGCCGCUGCCACCGACCACAUCUACCUGGACGGCGGGCAUGUUUUGGACUUCGCCAACAAGGCUGUCGAGUUACUGGGCCACCUGGGCUGGGAGAUAGCUGGGCAGGUGCUGCCCAGCCUGGUGCAUGGGAUGGCCCGGGCACGCCGAAGCCAGGAGCUCAGCCAGUGGCGGGAUCCCAUCGACAUUGCUUCGAUGGUCUGGGAAGCGAGGGAGCAGCUUCCUGGCCUUCUUGAGCAGGGCCGAAACCACUCCGGCAACUGGGACGACGCCGACUCCCUGGCAUUCCAGAUGCUAGGCGACUCACCUGACGAGAUUAUGGUGGGGAUUAAGGAGGCUAUAGCCAAAGGGGCUACCGCCGGUCAGCUUGGAUCUGCUGUCGCCCAUGCUGCCUUUCUACGCAUGGCUCACUUCCACACCUCCAACGAGUUCCGCGACUGGGACACGGUGCACAAUACCCUUACUGCGGCCAACGCUUUGCACCAGGCUUUAAAACGAACGCCGACUCCUGAGUUAAUGCGGGGAGUUUUUGACGUGGCGAUGAGCAUCUACCUGGACCGGUUCCUCAAUAUGCCGCCCCAGAGGUUGCCCGAUGCUGGACCCAGCGCGGAUUUCCCCGCAGAGCAACUCGACCGAAUAUUGGAGAUGGUGGACGUCCGGCAGCAGGUGGAGGAAACCGCCCAGGCCGUGUCGGGUUACCUGGCCGGCGAUGGCAAUCCGGCAGACCUGACGGCCACCCUGGGCCGUAUGAUGCUGCGAGAGGACGCCAACUUCCACUCAUUCCAGAUCGCCGAAGCGGCAUUCAAACAAUUCGAUGAGCGACAAGGCACGGAAUCCGGGCGGCACGUGAUGAUCGGGUUGUCCAGGUUCCUCGCGGCCCACUCCCCGACGCCCCGGGCCGAAGGUCAGACCUACCAGAUAGCUCUCCGGCUGCAGCGCGGCGAAGAGAUUUAUCAGUGA